Haliotis rubra (blacklip abalone) is the source of this 4047-nucleotide messenger RNA. RefSeq names its product helicase-like transcription factor. Lineage: Eukaryota; Metazoa; Mollusca; Gastropoda; Lepetellida; Haliotidae. Gene Ontology annotation, molecular function: ATP binding; ATP-dependent chromatin remodeler activity; metal ion binding. The record is from RefSeq and is a predicted model, not a curated record.
GACAUGAAUGGGUUUUUCCACUCACUUCCCGGUAAACAUAGAUCGGGUUGGCUGCAGGAAUUUCUGAGAAUUACGUGUGUGUGAGUUGGCUUCACAUAACCAAUAAUAACACGUGACGAGGUCAGUUGACUGCGAUCUUGAUUCUAAACAUAGGGACAAACAAUCAGGAUACAUGGCGUCGCGUUGUGUACUGUGUCACAGGUUUUCAUUUACUACGGAUAUACCUCACGCAUUGGAUUGGGAUAUUUCGACCCAGUUCGCACCCGUUUUGUUUUAGCCAGGUUGUGAUGAGCCAUGGCCAUGGACAUCGUGAACCUGCCGAAUUCGAUCUCUCAGGAGGACCUGGAAAUGCUGAGGACCUGGGUGGUGGAGAAUCCUACCAUCACUGAGUUUUUCCAGAACGAGGACUCACAGGCCUCGCAGGCCUCCCAUGUUUCAGAUGCUGAGGAGCUGUUCGGAACUCUCACCACCAGCAUCUCAAAGUCGCCAAGAUGUGACAAUGUGAACAGCCACGAAUCUGUACGCCUGACGCGGGAGUCGAGCAUCAUGGGUAGACGCGGAACAGUUAGUGUCUACAACGCCGGGAACAUCAAACUUGGUAACCUUAGACCGCCGCUGGAUGAACCCAUGACAACCAUCUUAGAUGACCGUGUAGCUAGAAUUGAGGCAGCUACCCUGGACGUGAGUGCUAGCUCUGACCAAGAGGUGCCACUUCAACUCACAUUAUAUGGUACCACUGCUAACAGACUCCGAUGUCAAAACAUUCUUCAGGAUGCCGAGGUAGAUUUUGACGGAAAAACUGAAUCGGCCUCUGACAGAUCAACUUUAAUUGACCUUACCAGGUCACCCGACAUGUCCUUUGACAGGUCACCGGAUACGACCUUUGACACGCUACCUGAUGUAGCGUUUUACAGGUCACCUGAGUUACCGUUUGCACGGUUUCCGCAAACUUUCGACAGUACACCACCUACUCCAUUUAACAUUACACCCAGGCCACUCUUGUCCAGCUUACCCGUACCAGUAUUAGACAACUGUUUACCCGGGACUUCCGGUGCCACGUUGCUUGGUUCAGCCCACGAAGAAUUACCAGAACCAUCUAUUGGUAGUUUAAACCCGACAGUACUUAACAGCUUAGCUGAGAUAGAUUUUUCAAGCUCCACGGAGAGAGCCUUGGACAGUAUAGCCCAAAUAGACUUUGGUAUUGAAGAUCAAACCGAGCCAGUUGAUCUCACAACACAUGUGGGCCCUGGGGUCGAGGCUACAGACUCAACGAGGGAACAGAUAGCAUCUUGGUACACCAAUUUCGAACCCAACCCGUAUAUAGCAGUGGACAGCCAUCGAGAAAUGGUAGCCCAUGAUGACAUUAACAGUGAUAUCGACCGCGUGUUUGAAAACCUCAAUGAAGGUGACAAGACGUCAGAGCAGGAACCGGCAGAGGCUGUGGGAACGCCCCUGUAUCCCCACCAGAAGCAGGCUCUGUCCUGGAUGAUGAGUCGGGAGAAUGGCGACCACCUGCCUCCUUUCUGUGUGGAGAAGGCCAACGGGGAAUACCUCAACACAUUGCUGAACUUCUCAACGCCAGAGAGACCACCCAGUAUCAGGGGAGGCAUUCUGGCUGAUGAUAUGGGUCUGGGGAAGACUCUGGAGACGAUCGCCCUGAUACUCACCAACUUUGUCAACAACCGACCCCUGGCUGUUCCUGUUCCAGGCAAACCAAGGCGAGGGAAAGAAAAUAAGAUUCCGUCAGAGGACUCACUUCACGAUAUAAACUCUGACCUCGAAAGCAAGAUGAAGGUCGAAAACAACAACGAUGAGAUGUUUGAGCGGCUUCAGAAGGUCGAUGAGAUUGUCACAAAGAUGGAAGAGGGGAAAGAACUGCCCAGUUCAGAAACUGCUGAUCCUUCCACACACACCGCUGACAUACAACCAUCAACUGAUGAGACGAAAUGUGGAUUAGGAAGGCUACGUCUCAUGAAGGCAGACAGUUCCAAUAUUGAGACAAUUGAUGCAGAUAAUCCGGAGGCCCAAACAGCCAACCAACACGUGCAAGACAUGGAGAAACUAAAGUCCGUUUCAUCCCUGAAAAGCUCAUCAAACGAACAGGGAAAAAAGGUCAUUUUAAUAGAUUUCCAGGAACAGCCUUCUAAACGAAAGAGGCAAAGAUCAUCUAUCCCUCCUUCGAAAUAUGAACAAUCAAAGUGGAGAAAACUGCAUCUAGACAGAUGGAGUGUAGACAAGGAAUCGCAUAGACACUCAAACCCACAGGAUAGUGUAACAUGCGAUUCUGAUAGGAAGAGUAGUGAAGACGUUGCGAUGGACGACGGUAGUGACGACUCCGGUACUUGCAUGCAGGACAUCACCGACGAUGUCAGCAAAGUUAACUCGGAGGAUAUUGACACGGAUCUUAGGCAUCCUGUCAGUAACAGUGACGCACAAAACACGUGUGGAGAAGGACCUGUGACAUUCAGUGAUGAUGAUGAUGAUGAUGAUGAUGAUGAUGAUGAUGAUGAUGAUGAACUUCCGGAUGUGGAUAGUAAGGAAGAGGAGGAUGAGAUGGGGGAGGAGAAAAAGGAAGUAUGCGACGCAGACUCUGACAUGAAGGACUUCAUGACUGCCAAUCACUGUGAUGAAAGAGGGCGUACUAUCAGCAGCGACUGCGACCCACGGUGUACCCUGAUUAUCUGCCCCUUGAGCGUUAUGAGCAACUGGCAGGGUCAGAUUGAAGAACACGCCCAUCCAAACGUCCACAUUGACGUCCAUCUUUACUAUGGCAACCAGCGAUGUAAGGAUGUCAAUCUUCUCAAGCAGAAGGAUGUAGUUAUCACAACGUACGGCAUACUGCUGAGUGAGUUUAAGGAGUACCUAACGAAGGGAGCAUCCCCUCUGAUGACGACCGAGUGGCUACGAGUUGUGCUGGACGAAGGUCACUGCAUCCGGAACCCAAAAGCCAAACAAACCAAAGCUGUGCUCACACUUCAGUCACAACGCAAGUGGGUGCUGACAGGUACACCCAUCCAGAACAGGAUGCUGGAUCUGUGGCCGUUGAUCAAUUUCCUCAACGUGACGCCUCUCAAUGAGAAACACUGGUGGCAAAGUUUGCUGGAAAAACCAUUGCAACGUGGGAAGAGGAUAGCCUUCAGACGUGUCCAACACCUGAUGGGUAACAUCGCUAUGCGAAGGACAAAGAACACCCUCGUAGAUGGAGAGCCCCUUGUGAAGCUGCCCAAGAGAGAAGUGUACAUGGAGCGAAUCAAGAUGUCGGACGAGGAGAGCAGGAAGUACAAGUCCAUGGAGGAGCAGGGGAAGAUCCAGAUCAAGAAAUAUGUUCGGAACAACAUGCUGCUGAAGAAGUAUAUCCUGGUGCUGGAGAUCAUGCUCCGGCUGCGACAGAUGUGUUGCCAUAGCUUCUUGCUGCCUGACAAAUCUGAUUGCAUACCUAGUGAAGACUCGGAUUCCGAAGAGGAAGACUUCGAAAAGAAGCGUGAGACUCUGGUUAACAGGCUGAAGGUCAUCAGCGAGUCAGAGGAAGAGUGCUCUGUGUGUGUCGACGUCCUGAAGACUCCUGUGAUACUACCAUGUGCACAUUACUUCUGUCACACAUGUAUCCUCAACGCCAUCAAACACAUGGAACAAGCAGAGAAGGGUUCCGCUACCUGCCCCUUGUGUCGAGCACCGAUAUCAGAGGACCAGAUAAUAGACCAACCAAAGGAACCCGAACCACAGAUCUACGGCGACUGGAAGUCAAGUACAAAGGUGGAUGCCCUGAUGAGUGCCCUGGUGAAAAUGAGAAGCACCGAUCCAUCUGAAAAGAGUCUGGUAGUCUCACAGUUCACCUCUUUCCUGACUCUCAUGGAAACACCACUCAGGGAGCUCAAGUUCAAAUUCGUGAGACUGAUGGUAAAUGUCUGCCUACUGCAGCGCAUGGAAGCUGUCAAGAAGUUCUCUGAUCCCGAGCCUGGGUCGCCCACCAUCUUCCUCAUCUCCCUCCGUGUUGUGGAGGCGGGCCUCAACCUGACUGCUGCGUCCAGGGUGUUUCUCAUGGAGCCG